AUGAGCUAUUUAGUUCAGCUGUGCGCCCGGCAGCGCAGGGACCCGGCCGAGCCCGGGCCAGGAGGCGGGGACAGGGACGCGCAGCAGAGCGGGGGCUGCGGGGCCCGCCCCGCUUCCUCGUACCCCCCCGGAACAUCUUACACCUCCUGUUCUUUUUCCCUUCAGCAGGUGCUUCACAGCAUUGCGAGGCAUGGCUGGAGGUCACAUUCUAGUAAACCUGCUCAAAACUUACAUGUAAGCAAACCUGGAGCUGGCUUUAGCUUUGAACUUACUGAAGAACAGAAAGAGUUUCAAGCUACUGCUCGUAAGUUUGCUCUGGAGGAAAUUAUUCCUGUUGCUGCACAAUAUGACAAAACUGGAGAGUAUCCUGUUCCACUUAUAAAAAGGGCUUGGGAACUUGGUCUUAUGAAUUCACACAUACCAGAAAGCUGUGGUGGCCUUGGCCUUGGCAGUUUUGAAGCGUGCCUUAUUACAGAAGAGUUAGCUUAUGGGUGCACAGGGGUUCAAACUGCCAUUGAAGCAAAUUCCCUAGGGCAAAUGCCAGUAAUCAUUGCGGGAAAUGAGCAGCAGCAGAAAAAGUACCUGGGAAGAAUGGUGGAACAGCCACUGAUGUGUGCUUACUGUGUGACAGAGCCUGGAGCAGGCUCUGAUGUGGCUGGAAUAAAAACAAAGGCUGAGAAGAAAGGAGAUGAAUACGUUAUUAACGGUCAGAAGAUGUGGAUCACCAAUGGUGGGAAAGCAAACUGGUAUUUCUUGCUGGCUCGUACCGAUCCAGACCCCAAGGCUCCUGCCAGCAAAGCCUUCACUGGAUUCAUCGUGGAAGCGGAUAGCCCUGGCAUCCAGAUUGGAAGAAAGGAAAUUAAUAUGGGUCAGCGCUGCUCAGAUACAAGAGGUAUUGUCUUUGAAGAUGUGAGAGUCCCCAAAGAAAACGUGUUAAUAGCUGAGGGAGCUGGCUUUAAAAUUGCCAUGGGAGCUUUUGAUAAGACCAGACCACCCGUAGCAGCUGGUGCUGUCGGAUUAGCAAAAAGAGCACUUGAUGAAGCUACUAGAUACGCUUUGGAGAGAAAAACCUUUGGGAAAGCCAUUGUUGAACACCAGGCAGUGUCUUUCCUGCUUGCUGAGAUGGCCAUGAAGGUGGAACUGGCCAGGAUGGCUUACCAGAGAGCUGCCUGGGAGGUCGACGCUGGUCGCAGGAACACCUACUAUGCCUCCAUUGCAAAGGCCUUCGCGGGGGACGUUGCAAACCAAGUAGCUGCAGACGCAGUACAGAUUUUUGGAGGGAAUGGAUUUAAUACUGAAUAUCCUGUAGAAAAACUCAUGAGAGAUGCUAAAAUCUACCAGAUUUAUGAGGGAACCGCUCAGAUUCAAAGGAUGAUCAUAGCUCGGGAACACGUUGGCAAGUUUAAGUCUUAG
Chaetura pelagica (chimney swift) is the source of this 1413-nucleotide messenger RNA. It is a transcript of the gene ACADM, whose product is annotated as acyl-CoA dehydrogenase, C-4 to C-12 straight chain. The transcript has 13 exons. Gene Ontology annotation, molecular function: flavin adenine dinucleotide binding; medium-chain fatty acyl-CoA dehydrogenase activity. The coding region runs from base 1 to 1413 and encodes 470 amino acids. The record is from RefSeq and is a predicted model, not a curated record. Gene Ontology annotation, biological process: medium-chain fatty acid catabolic process; fatty acid beta-oxidation. Gene Ontology annotation, cellular component: mitochondrion. NCBI's taxonomy places the organism in Eukaryota, Metazoa, Chordata, Aves, Apodiformes, Apodidae.